This is a messenger RNA of Rotaria sp. Silwood1, 2517 nucleotides long. The record is from the annotation of a GenBank genome assembly. Lineage: Eukaryota; Metazoa; Rotifera; Eurotatoria; Philodinida; Philodinidae.
GGAAGAUAUAUAUAUGUAUAUAUAUCUAUAUAUAGAGGAAAGGAAAAGACCCAUAGUGUACAACUGGACGUUAGCGGUAAUAGAGUGACCUCUAUUGACGCUAACAAAUAUAGCUCAGAUUUAAGCUCUUCGUCCUGAAUUACCCUCAGAAAGUCGUUUUUCCUAAAACUUGAUUUCUAUUGGUUACUGCUCAACCAAUAGGAUUUCGAGGCAAAUGGAGCCCAGAUUCAAGCUCUCCGCUCUAGAAAACCUCGAGCUAUCAUCUCUGUGAUCGGAAGAUAGAGGUUUACUUUUCGAUCAAUUGGGACGUGGACAAAAACAGAAGCAAUUUCCGUUUAAGUAUCUUUGCAAUAGGUGACUUAGCCUUCUUGUUUCUUAAUGUUGUAUAUGCCAUUUUGUAGCUCAUGAAAUUCUCUACCGAAUGGUAUAUAAUAGUUGGGGUUUUGUUUGAUUAUGAGAGGAAAAGUUUUUUACGAAAAGCGGGAUAGGUCAAUGUUCGCAUAGAAAAGCAUAGGGAAUAAUGACUCUUUUCCCAAUAACUCAGCAAUGGCUCGACGAAUCAUUCUCAUGUUCAAACUCGACCGAGAUAUUGAUGAGACGAAACUUUGUAGAAAAUUUCAUCGUGAUCGGACUCUCCUCUCGAAAGUUAUCGUGUAAACGACCGGAUAGACAGACGGUCGGAUACAGUGACCGAUUCUAUUGUGUACUCACUUUUUGAAUACACAAAGAAAAACACAUUGACGAUACAAUAUAUCUGUUAGAGAAUUUGAAUGAAGAUAACACAAAACUGAUUUAUUAAUGAGGAAAAGAAAUUAGAAUAUUUUGAGUUGACUAAGAAGUAAUUUCAUAGAAAUAUUCAAUGUUUAUUUAUAUGGAAGUUUUUUAAUUCGUGUAUUCCUUCCUUAACAGUUGAAAAUUUUCGCUUGAUCAUUAUUGGAAGAGGAUCUUUCCAACAAUAUAAAGAGGCCAAUUACUUUCUUUGGCGAAACCUGACAUCAAAUGAUAACUUUUAACGAGAAAAUUUCAAACGAACUUGAACAUUUUCACUUCGUAAAUUUUCAGCAACUACUCAAACGGAACUCACCUUAACAUUUGCAAAUUUUUGUUUUUUGUUGUUCUAAAUGUUGCUUUUACUUCUUUCUGAGCAUCCUCACUUUGAAUAAUUCCAACUAGAACAGUCGUCUUCGGUAGCAAAAGCAUGCAACAGAAUUUCUGAGUUAAAUGUUAGGAAGCUUUUCUUUUCAAAAAGACUGUAGAAUAAGACAAAAUUUGUGAAGAAUCGAUCAAAACAUUUCGCUUCGCGAAAACUAACAUUUGCAUUAACAUAAUCAAUGAAACGAUCUUUUCAUUUUGUUUUUCUUCGAAAUUUUUGACUUGAGCGUAGAAUGCCUUUUUCCGAGCAGGUUGCAAAACAACACAUCGAUUUUCUAGGAGUUUACAAAAAAACUCUCGAUUGAAGACAAAUGAACUAGGCUUUAGUGCAAAUUAUUUACUUCUCCCAUAGUCCAUCUUUUUGCAUAAAACUUUGAUUGAAAACAACAAGACUUUGAUAAAUUUUUAGACUACUGGAAAAUACUACACCAGCUCUACUGUGAACCUUUGAUUCUCCAUCCCAAAGUUUACCAUUUCGAGUCACCACUCAUGUACCAAGACUUGUAUCAAUUAAUUAGCUAAUUUGAAUAGUUAUAGCGUUUGUUUUAAUUGAACAUUUUUGUUUUGUUCAGUAAAGCUGAUUUGUACUAGAAACAGCUUUAGUCAUGGGCUUAUUUGUUGCGAAAAAUAAACAUUUUAGAGCGUUUCUCGCAUGAAGAAAGCUCAAUAUGAACUCUUUCAGCAAACGAUACGCUUCUAUCAGUAGGUUUUUUUAUAGCACAAUCUUGAAUUUUGAAAACAACAUUGUAUACCCCAUUUGGGACCUUAUCAGAUGGUAACCCUGGUUAGUAAAGAUGUUCUUGUUCGAUCAAUUGUAUCAACUGAAACAAAUAUAAAUAUUAAUAUACAAAAUUUAAAAGAAAUUACAGAUCUUAUGAAUAAACUUGCUGAAUUUUAUUUUUAUAAUUAAAAAAAAAUGUUUAUUUAUUUUGUUUUUCAAAUAAAGCAACAACUCAUAGUCAAAUCGAUGAAUAUUCUAAAAAACGUACUGCUUAAAUGAGUGAAACUGCAUCAAGUGCAAUUGAUAAAGCUGUUGCUGAUACAGCAGCUCAACAACAACAACAAUUAUCUGAAGCAACUGAACUUGAAUAGAAACAAUGUUUACAAGAAUGUAUUGUUCUAUUAGAUUCAGAUAAAGCUGUUUUAUUAACUGAAUUUGAACGAGCUUUAAAUGAACGUCUAGAAGCUAUUUUACUUAAAGCAAGACAAGAUAUUGAGUUGUUACAAGAUGCAGCUAAUCAACAAAAAAUGUCUGUUUUUAAAGAAGUACCAGCACGAGCUCAUCAACAGCAAGUCGAUCAAAUUACAGAAGAAGUCAUCGAACUUGCUGCUGAAAUUACACGACGACGAAAUUUUGUAACAUGA